Molecule: messenger RNA, 6291 nt
Organism: Pygocentrus nattereri (red-bellied piranha)
Lineage: Eukaryota; Metazoa; Chordata; Actinopteri; Characiformes; Serrasalmidae
Gene: fam222bb
Product: family with sequence similarity 222 member Bb
Exons: 3
Coding region: 417-2243 (608 amino acids)
Source: RefSeq, a predicted model, not a curated record
UCUGCUGUAAUCGCAGCUCAUCCCGACCGUCUGAGACGCAGUUUGGUCGUCAGCGCUGAGCGGAGAGCUGCACAGAGUCGGCACAAAGAAGAAGAAGAAGAAGAAGAGCGAGCGGGUCCAGCUUAAACCAACACCGGCAGCGCUGCUCGCCGUCCGUCUGCCCAGACAGCCAGCCAGCCAGCCAGCCAGCGAGGGGGGUUUGAGUUGUGGCUAACAGUCCUGGCGCUGGGAGGCUGGGUGGUUGUUCGGCCGUUCGGCCACAGCGAUACUUCGGUUACCUGCUUAGCUACCGCGGGUCACGUUCCCCACAUUCAUCCCUGAAGUGAGGAGGACAAUAGAAACUGUAGCCGUAACUACGCGCAGUGUCGCGUGUGAUGAGGAGUGAGCGCCGGGUGUUGCAUUAGUGCCUGUGUGUCAUGCUGGCCUGUCUGCCGGUAUCAACCCCCUCUCUCCAGAUUCUCACCCACACGCAGAUGAACACUGGACUUCAGAAAUGGGACACUACGCAGAAGAUGAGAUCUGCACAGUAUCCAACCCCAGCGGAAUUGGAUGCCUAUGCUAAGAAAGUUGCCAAUAACCCACUGACUAUAAAAAUCUUCCCCAGUAGCGUGAAGGUACCUCAGAGAAAGCAUCUCCGGCGUACAGUGAACGGUCUUGACACAUCCAGUCAGCGAUACAGUCCUUACCCAUCUCAGGUCAGCACCAGGACAGGCCUCUUGGCCAUAGUCAAAGUUCCUGUUAAAGGAAUCCUCAAGGAGUUUGAAGGCGGCCGAGCCCGCUUCCUCCCCAAGAUCGUCAUGAACCCGCAGAGUGGACCCUACGGCACUCCAAGCACUUUAAACCUGCCUCAGACUGUUCCUCGCAUGCAGGCACUAUCCCAACCACAGCUGUUGGCCCAGAAGAGCCUUUCCCACCGUCAGAGCUUGCAGGCCCAGCAGGCCCUUCCCCAUCCCCAUACGAUGCAGCAGCAGAAGGUUCUAGCUCAUCCUCCUAGUUUACAACAGCAGCAAAGCCUGGGCCAUCAGCAGACUGUCCAUCCUAGCCUGGCUAGCCAGCAGGCUGCACCUCAUCAUGCUCUCAACCACCAACACACCCUCGUGCAGCAGCAGCAGCACCACCAGUCAGGUUCACAGGGCCUCCGGCACCUUCCUGACAUGGCUCAGUCAGCCUGCCUGCAGCACGCCCAGGGUUUCCCCCAAUCUCAGCAGGUUCCUCAAGCCACUGGUGCAGGCCCUCCAGCCUCCAGUGGCGUCAUGCAGCCGCUGCAGCACCCACCAGGCAUGCAGGUUCCUGGCAAGCUCCCUGAUGCUGAUGCCCCUCCUAAUGUGACUGUGUCUACCUCAACUAUCCCGCUGUCUAUGGCUGCCAGCCUGCACCAGAACCGGCCCGGCGACCUGAACAGUAUCGUGCACCAGAUCAACCAGUUUUGCCAGGCCCGGGCUGGUGUGAGUGCUACCUCCGUGUGCGAAGGACAGAUCGCCAACCCCAGCCCCAUCAGCCGCAACCUGCUGAUUAACGCCAGCUCCAGAGUGUGCACCCACAACCCUCUACCCUCUUGCGCCCUCAGCAACACUUCAGACAAAACUGGCCCUGUUCCUGCUCUUACACUGCCUAGCAUGGCCGCCAUGAACAGGAUGCCUGCUUAUCAUGAUUUGAAGCAGCAGCAGGCCCAACCUCAGUUGCCACAGCAACAACAACUUCAGCAGCGCUCAUGGAACCAGCAGCAGCUGGCUCACCUCCAGCCCCUGCAGGACGGCGCCCACCCCAGCAAGAAUCCACCCAGAGACCUGCCCGGCUUCCCCACCAAGAGCAUGAGUUACCCACAGGACGCAUGCAUGGGCCAGCCGUUCAGUCUGAAGCCCCUCAUAGACAAGCCCACACCCUCUCCCCCGGUCAGUGCCAUGCCAGGGGCCAUGAAUUACAGCAAUGGGCACUACAUGCAGCCUCCAUGGAACAGCAUCUUGCCGACGCCAAACAGUGACAGCUCAGGGUCUCAGGACCUGGCUAUUCCAUUCCACGGGGGCCUUUCAGGGGCUUCCAUAGACUGCACCCCUGGUGCCCAGUACAGAACCGGGGCCGGUGCCUCGGGCCAGACGAACGCGAUGCAAACCAUGGAGUACGUGGGCGGAGAUUUCCAGACACCCUGCUUCAGAGAGCAGAACGCGGCCAUGAUGAAGAUGCGCAGGCCCCCAGAUACAGGCGACAGUCGAAAUGUACAUAUUCAUCACCCAGGGUACAGAUGAGCUGCGGCCUGUUCAGACUAGUCAUCGUUCAGUGUUAGCGUUGAUGUAAGGAAUCUAUCCCUGCUCCUCCUUUUUUGUUUCCAGUCUUGCAAGUGAUCUACUGAAUGUUUUCUACAUUUAUGGUAUUUUUCCAGAUUUUUUUUUGACUGCUACAAAAAAUACAAACAAAAAACAUCAGUAUACUCCUCUUAACUAUGUGCAAGCUUUCACUCGACUCUUCUGUUUGUGUAGAUUAGAUUAAGAAGUAGCCUGUGUUGGCAUAUAUUUAUUUGCGUUUAAAGAGCACACCAUACCGGCAUCGUUACGGUUGACGAACGCCGCAUCCGUUCUUUUCUGUGUGAGCUUGGCGUUCCCGUCUAGACUUACUCAGCUGACCUUUUCAGCUAGAUGUUCUCCACUGGUUGCUUCCACAGACAUGGUUUUUGCUCAAGACGGUAUAUGGUUGGUGUAUAACAUGCUGUCGUAUUAUUUCCGUAGAGGCGUGCGAGUUAUUUUGGUGUAGUUUACUUCAUUUGUUUUCAUAGAAGUGCUGAUACUGACGGGCCACACUCACAGUUCACGGAAGAGGUUCUUUGGGGUGCCACGUUUCUGAGAUAUGAGACUGUUUCUUCUGUCAUUUCUGGCAUUUCUGACACAGUGAUCAGAGUUUUCCCUUUCAAUGUUUACAUGUUGGUUUGCGCUUGUAACCUUGAAUCAGUAAAAAGUGCAAACUGACACUGGGAUAUGCACCUAUGACGAGACUGUUUCCUGAGGCUGUUGUACACGACUUGGGCUCUUUGAUCGGACUGUUACCCUAAGGCUUUCUCAGUGUGAACCCCACCCACCUGCUUUUGUAUUAGCCAGCAUUGUGCCCUUUCUGUUCUCAGUAUAUGCCAUUGGACUCAUUGUUAUUUUGCUGUAAAGUGGUGGGACAGUGUGCUUUGGAAAAACAUUUUUUUUUUGUAGUUUAUUUUUCUUUUUUUCCCCACUUUUGAUUCCGUUACUUGAGUUUCUAAGAAGUCUAUGUUUGUCUGUAAAACUAGUUAAUGUUCACUACAGGUGUUUCCAACUUUUCAGGGUGUUAUGCAGUACAAUCCUUCAUUUAUUUAUUUUCCAGAAAACAGCCAUCAAGUACAAGUGAUUUGAUUUUCAACGUCAGGGGUUAAAUAGAAAAUUCACAGGAAAUUACAUAGAAACCUUGACAACCAAGUAGUUUUUCAGUUUUUCACAAAAACCUGCAGGGAUAUUAUUCCACACCUGAAAAGUUCAGGCUUAGAAGUUGGCUGAAUUUUACGUUCCUCGCAAUCCGAGUCAUCCCAGACACGUUCGGCGAUGUUGAGGUCUGGACUCUGAGGUGGUCAGUGCAUUUGUUGGAUUUCUCAGUAAUCCUUUCAGACUCGGUGUUGUCUUCUCACACUGGAAGGAUGAACAGGAACACCUGAGGAUUUUUCAGAUCUGAAUCAAAAGUGGAGCUUUUUUUUUUUCUUCCUCUCUCUCAAAGAAAGCUUUAAGUAUUUAUAUGGUGACAGUUUUGGGGGGUCUGCCAGGUCUUGGAUGGUUGUUAGGAAUCCCAUUCUUUCCCAAGUUUUAGGGGGAAAAAAAUUCCACUUACUUGCAUUUGAUUUUCCUCUUCCCUGUACGAGUAAAUCAUCUUCUAUCUAAUCUCCUCAGAAACAUCUGGAAAAUGAGUAUCUUGUCCUGAACGGUCAUCUUCACUGGAAAUUAAAGGAGUGGGUUUUGAAUAGUGCGGUUUCUGUCAGGGAUCUGUCUUUGGCUUUUUAUAUUGAAAUACGUCUGUGUGGACAGAAAGAGUUGAUCCUACACAAGCCGUUUAACUGAGACGUCGGUUAAACCUUGGCCCAGGUUCUGAAGUGAGCGUGCAGAGGAGCUGGAUUUUUCUCUCUGAAAACUUCUGAAUUUUUCCAUUUAAUGGUUAUUUUUCAAUCACUGUCAAAGGAAAUCUUUCUUUGUGCAUAAAUGGAUCACUUGCAAGUUUUAUGGCAAUAUAAAAGAGGACCACAGGCUAAAUAUGAGGUUUUAUUUUUAUUUUAUUUUUUUUGGGCUGUACUACUGUAACUGAGAGCUGUGAUUAAGCCUUGUGUGAAUGCUGUGUCGGCGUGAACCGGACUCUUGUGUUUUGCUCCAUUAGUAACACCAUUCUGCUCUUUUUCUGGCAGGGUGAUUUUUCAAGGCUGUUAGAAUCCGUGAAGUUGUUCUAUUUGUUGCUAGUCCUCACAAAGUUUCAUCUCAGGUGGGGGGGGGGGAUCAGUGAGCUGUUUCAAAAUGAAGAUGAGAUGUCCAGAUAUACGAGAUAUGAAGCCUGAGGUUUUUCUCUCAGCCCAGUUCCAUUCUCCAUAGUCAACCCUGUGACACUCGGCUUUGGUUUCUAGUGAACGGUCUCCUCUGCUUCAGGAAUGCUCUUGUAUGACGAGUUCCUCUCUUUCUCAGGUCAACUGGUGCCUCUUCACAUGCUGUCUGCCCACUUCAUGUAUGUUACAGUUCAGCUAAAGUUCCUCCCCCACCCCUGUAACGGUAAACUGGUCUCUCCAUGUGUGUAUCAGGGCAGGACAUCUGGCAGCCAGGUGCAGGUAUUGUCAGACUGCAGACAGACUUUGGUGUAACUGAUGGAGCAACCGAUGAGCGGUGUGUGGGUGGUGCGAGUGACACCCAGUAUCUUAGCCUCCCUGGUCGCCCCUUAAGAGCCUUAAAUAUUUGUUCCUCGGACUGUCCUCGAUAACAGGCAUGGUGUUAGAAGAUGCUGAAUUGUGAUAUUAGCAAUUUCAAUGUUUUUUAUUUUAAUGUGACGUCCAUCAUUUUUGGGGAAAAAUGUAAUCCUAAAAAUGAGGAUGAACUUUUUGUAUUUAGCAACUUAAUCUAUGUAUAGUACUGGGCUGUAACAGAUUGUCAUUUUGCAUCCAGACCACACCACGUUAUGUUGCCCUCCUCAGCUUCAUAAUUUACUGUAUGUAUACUGGAUUUGCCUGUCCAAGUCCUCCGUCUGUCUCCGUGUCAUGGGAAAGGAUUCUAAACGCAGAGCGCGAAACGAUGCAGGCUGACUUGAACAGAGCUUUGUGACGUGAUCAGUGAAGCCUGAAGGGUCUGCGACCACGCGGACGGGCUCGAGGCCGUUCAGCAGGAAUAGGCCCUUCCUUCGUUUGUCACUGUACUUUGCCCAGGAAGCUGCUAUUUAAUUCCAUCCACAUAUUGUGAGUUACGCCGCCUUCUAAAUGUCGUAAAGAUAGAAACUAGUUCUAAUUUAUGAUGCGCCUUUUUGCAAUGCAACAUCGUUAAUAGAUUUGUUCGGUAGUAAGUUAAUGCAUUUGCCUGUCAACUGCAAGCUGCUUCUCCUCAUUUUUAAUCGUAAAAGCUCGAACGUGAGAUUUGACACGUUUCGUUCGAUCCUCAUUUCACGCCUUGUUACAGCUCAAGGUUGCAAAGUCAGGUCGCUCUUUAUAAUAGUUACUGUUUCCAUGUGAAGUGCCUCCACUGGGCGGAUGUGGACUGUGUGUAUGCGACUGCCUGGAUGUGUAUGUAGGAAACGUACUGGCACAAGUGCACACUGCGUAGACCCGGUGCACUGUUCAUGAACGGGGGACCAAGCUACUUAAAACUACUGAUAUAAAAAUAAAAUAAAAAAAACAAAAAAAAAAACACAAAACACGAUGCAUGUGCCGCCACAGGCAUACGAUCUGUUUGAAUUUGAAUAGUUGCUGCUGUAUCGUUAGUCGAGGUGGUUAAACCUACGCUGCUGAACUUCUAGUGCCCUAUAAACAUUCUAAGGAGUGCUUUAGAAAGUUCUUUAUAUCUUACAGAGCACAUGUACUCCCAGUCGCUCCCCUCGCAAACCGACUCGACAGCCACUUUGAAGCUCGGGAGUCUGUUGGGAGUUGUGCCGAGUGUGUCUCAUCUUGUUCCACCAAAGAACAAAAUGCCGCUUGAAUGGUAGCAGUGUACACCUGUAACUGUGUAACUGAAAUCUGUCAUUCCGGAUGCCCAUUUUUUUCAGGAACAAUGUGUUGCACAGACAUUCCCCUCUAACCAAAAUAAAGUUUGACUUGCAUUUGCAAAG